Molecule: messenger RNA, 513 nt
Organism: Necator americanus (New World hookworm)
Lineage: Eukaryota; Metazoa; Nematoda; Chromadorea; Rhabditida; Ancylostomatidae
Exons: 1
Coding region: 1-513 (170 amino acids)
Source: RefSeq, a predicted model, not a curated record
AUGAAAUCAGUAUCCUGGGAAGAAAGGGGCAUACGUGUUGAUGGAAGAUUUCUUUCGAACCUUCGUUUCGCGGACGACAUCGUUCUCUUUUCGAGCAGUACCAAUGAAGCAGAAACGAUGCUCAACGAAUUGAACGAAGCAGGGAAGAGAAUAGGACUACGAAUAAACGGAAAGAAGACACAGUUCAUGAAGAACGCCCACUGCGAGGACGGAGGAGUACAACUUGAAGGCUUCCAAAUCGUGAAGACUCCGUCAUAUAAAUACCUCGGACGUUCUAAGAACAUGGAAAACGACUUGAAGGAAGAACUGAAUAGAAGAAUGAGAGCUGCAUGGGCAGCAUUCGCAGCCGUCAGGGAAGCUACGGACCAGCUGACGGACCAAGAUCUUCGUGCCAUCUGUUCGACUCGACAGUCCUUCCAGCGCUCUGUUACGCAGCGGAGACGUGGGCAGACACCGAGGCCACGUCUAGGAAGCUACUUACUACCCACAGAGCUCUUGAGAGAUGUCUCCUGA